Molecule: messenger RNA, 3005 nt
Organism: Boleophthalmus pectinirostris (great blue-spotted mudskipper)
Lineage: Eukaryota; Metazoa; Chordata; Actinopteri; Gobiiformes; Gobiidae
Gene: pigr
Product: polymeric immunoglobulin receptor
Exons: 8
Coding region: 1124-2146 (340 amino acids)
Source: RefSeq, a predicted model, not a curated record
CAUUCAGGUGCUCAUAAAGGUCACGUAUAUCUGCUCCAGUGCAGUUUUAUUAUUGGUAAUAAAACUAGCUCACACUUAUGCAGGUGCUAGAAUUUAAAUAGUCUAUAUUUCAAAGGUCAAAUGAAUAAGCAUUGUACUAUAGUUUAAAGAACAAUGUGAUGAUUUGGAUACAUGCAAAAUACAGAAUUUGAUCAGACUUUGGUUACAUAAUUAGAGGGGACUGAGGCAGUCAAUUCUGAGAUGUGCCUGCUUAGCACUGACAUUUAUUUCUGGCCACACUUCCUACAUUGUGUAUUUAUGGCCCAAACAGAAAGCAACAGACUGCAGGGACAUCCUUGACUCACUGCACAGCGCGUUAGAAUAAUUGUUUGUUAAAUGACUGGCUGAGGCUGUAUGUGUGUAGCAAAUUAAUCCAGCAAAUGAACACUGGACAAAAUCCAAAGCGCCCAGGCAUCAAAAUCAAAUAAUUUUAUUGUAGCUUGCCAAAAGCCUUCUCUGCUUGGAUGAGAAGUGCAAUGGGCAGCUUUGAAAAAUGGAACGUUAAGUAAGGCUUGCACUCAAAUCAUGAGGAAAAAGUGGGACUAAUGUACAGGACCUUUUUAGACCUUCCGUUGAUUAAAAUAAAGGUCUAAGAUGUAAAACCUUUUCAAUAAUUUAAAAAAGCACAGUGGUGCGGUUUUAAAUUACUGUAUUAGUUAGACAGCCUUUAGAAAUAAACUUAUGACCAAUAAACUUAUAACAUUAGGCAAAGAGCAAUAAAGCUAUACAGAUUAAUAAGUUCAAUUUGAUGCUAUAACUUUGGUGACACUUCAGAGACUAGAACCAAUCUAAGUGAAUUGCUCUAACAGGGCUUAAUUAGAUGUGAUGGAGCAUUUUAUCAGUGUGAAAACCUGGAUGCAAAAUAAAGUAGUCACUUAUUACCCCCAUUUGAUUUUGGUUUGGUUUAUUGCAGUUAAGCACUAGUUGCUACAAUCCAGCUGGUAUCUCAACAGUUAACAUCUGGCACAUCUGGACUCUAUAAGUGGUCAUGUGACUAUAGGGAAGUCGAAACUCCAGCGGAACCUGCCUUCUGCAACCAGAGGAUUUGGCCAGGAAUUGCAGUUUUAUUAACCAUAAUUUAGGCAUGCACCAACAUUUCAUACUUACUUUUUUCUUUUUACAAUGGAUUCAAGUUUUCUCCGUUGUAUCAGUUUGUCUGUGCAGGGUCACCACGGAGCAGGAGUUUGCUGUUCUGGAGGGCAGAUCUCUCACUAUACCAUGCCAUUAUGAACCACAGUAUGCUGGUUAUGUGAAGUACUGGUGCCGUGGGCGUAUGAAGGAAUUCUGCACCAGCCUGGCCCGUACAGAUGAACCCAGAACCCCUGAAAUAUCUGCUCAGAAAGUCAUGAUUUAUGAUGAUCCAGUGCAGUUGGUCUUUUCUGUUACCAUGACGCAACUGAAAGAGGAUGACUCUGGCUGGUACAUGUGUGGAGUGGAGAUCGGCGGCAUUUGGAGUGCAGAUCUGUAUGCAUUCACUAACAUAAAGGUCAUUCAUGGUAUGUCGGUGCUCCACAGCAGACUGACUGGAGAAGAGGGAAGCAGUGUUAUGGUCGAGUGCUUUUACAGUGAAAAAUACAGAGAGAGCCCAAAGAAGUGGUGCCGCAGCGGGGACUGGAGCUCCUGUCUGCUCACCGACUCUGAAGGAGCAUACACAGACACCUCAGUGGACAUACGGGACGACAGAUCUGGGGCCUUCGCUGUGACCUAUAAGAGGCUUCAGAUGAGGGACACUGGCUGGUACUGGUGUGGAGCGGGACAGCAGCAGGUAGCCGUGCACCUGCAGGUUCUGCCUCGGAUCAUCACAACAACAGUGAUGCCUGUCACAACUUCAUCCACUGAAAAUGUGCCUCAGCCCAUCACUAACAAUGCCUGGAACACUCACAGUUACAUCCUGGGAGCUCUGCUGGUGUGCGCCGCUUUUCUGCUCAUCCUGGGAUUUGCCAUAUUUGCACGAAGGAUGUGGAAACUGCACAAGAAUGAUACAGACCUAGGACAUGAAUCGGGAUUGAAAGUCAGAUUUAAUGACUAUUCAGAGGAGAUGGGGGAAAUGCAGGCAUCUGCUGUUGUUUUCCUCAACAAGAAUUCCCAGAGUUCACAUAUGCUUUGAGCAGAAAAUAUAUUUUACAUUUGUUGUCACUGUAUUUUUAUACUUUUUUAUCUCCUGCACAUCCUUCAUACGUGUUUGUUCUUGGCACCACACACAAUACAGCACUUGAGUGUGAUCCAAGGAACCGUAUGAACAAAAUUCCCAGUACCCUCCUCCAUCUGCAGGAUAUUUUUGUAAACAUAUGUCUGUUGUCAAAAUGCUACACAGAGUAACAGUCUGACUAAAGUGCCAAAUAUAAAUAGUAAUAUAGGUAAUGAUCAGGCAUACCAAUAUGACCUGACAGGUCAAGUGAACAUGACAGUCCAACACUCAUUAGUUGUACGUGGUACAAGUGCCUUUGUCGAGACAGCAUCCCCAUUUUCCUGCAGAAUAACUCUAUGUAAACUGUGGCCUACAUCAGGCUUAAGUAUCUCUCUUAAAGAUGAACACAUACAAAUGAGUGCUGCUCUGAGAUGUCCUAUCCAGCAGAUAGCACAUUAGACUGAUGUUCCUACUGACAGAAAAGCUUCGGUGUGCUCUCCGGUGGUGUAGUGGUUUAAGGCAUGACACAUGUGGUUAUUACCUCAGCGCUGUAGCUCCACCUCUGGCUGUCUGAAUGUCUCUACCUUUUCUCUCCUCAUUUCAUGCCACAAAUAAAGCGUUCGAGCUGGAAAAACUCUUAAAAAAAAAAAAUUAUGUCUAUAAAAUGUAAUAUAUGUUUGAUUAAACAAAUUGCAGUAUGUACUAAUGUGAACAUGUUACCUUGUAUUCAGACAGUAACUUUUUAUUAUUGUCUCUUAUCACAAAUGUUUUUGUUUUGUUUUUGUGUAUGAAUUGCAAUGUUCUAACAAUAAACCCAAAUCUUAACUUAAAACAUAUU